This is a messenger RNA of Aspergillus piperis CBS 112811, 1488 nucleotides long. RefSeq names its product Metallo-dependent hydrolase. Bases 1 to 1488 code for a protein of 495 amino acids. Gene Ontology annotation, cellular component: cytosol. NCBI's taxonomy places the organism in Eukaryota, Fungi, Ascomycota, Eurotiomycetes, Eurotiales, Aspergillaceae. The record is from RefSeq and is a predicted model, not a curated record. Gene Ontology annotation, molecular function: deaminase activity. The transcript is spliced from 4 exons.
AUGUCUUCUACGAUCUUGCUCCAGAACGCGACCAUUCUCGUCCCGUCCGGGGAUGAUGUUACACCACUCCGCGAGCACUCUCUGUUGAUUGAGGGGAACAAGGUAGCGCAGAUCUCGUCGCAUAUUGCACCUCCAUCAGCCGACACUCAGAUCAUCGACUGCACGGGCAAGAUUGUGUCGCCUGGUUUUAUUGAUACGCACCAUCAUCUGUGGCAGACACAGCUCAAGGGACGUCAUGCCGACCAUACCUUGAUAGAGUAUAUGCCCACUGGAAACCUUCAACAAAUCAAUUAUUCACCCGAAGAUAUCUUCUGGGGCCAGCUCGCAGGCUGUCUAGAGGCCUUGGAUGCCGGCACCACAACGGUCGUAGAUCAUGCCCAUCUGAAUGUCACGGCCGCUCAUUCUUUGCAUGGCCUCCAAGCCACGGUCUCAUCCGGCAUUAGAUCAAUUUUCUGCUACACUCCCACUCACACUGUCAAGUCAUGGAAGCCGGAAAUUGUACCUGGCGGAAAUUUUCUAGAUGAUUGGGUGGUAAAGCAGCUGAGUGAUCUCGCUGCUGCAGCUCCUUAUGGAGACGGCAGAGUUGAAAUAGGGUUGGGCUUCGAUGGGGUCAUGCUCCCAAAGGAUGUCGUGGUAUCACUUUACGACAGAGCCCGCAAAGCAGGCACGAAGGUUAUAACUACGCACUACGUUCGGGGGCACUUCAACGACGUUUCAUAUGUUGAUCUUCUUGAUAGCUAUGGUCUGCUCGGACCAGAUAUCAUCCUUUCCCACGCAACAAAUCUCACAUCAAGCGACGUCGAGAAGCUGUCCAAGGCAAAAUCAUGGGUCUCUUCCACCCCAGGAUCGGAACUGCAGAUGGCACAUGGAUACCCAGUCUGCUUCCAGGAGGGAUGUAGUAAAAUAAGUUCUCUCGGAAUCGACUGUCAUAGCAGCACUUCUAGCGACAUGGUUACCGCUAUGCGUCUUGGGUUGCAAGCCGAACGAGCUCGUCGGAAUGAAGAGGUCAUUGCCAGUGGAAAGACUCCCCGCUCGUUGGACCUCUCCGUACAAGACGUUUUCCGUCUGGCAACCAUUCAGGGUGCCCGUACCCUACAUAUGGAAGAUAAGUUGGGCUCGAUUGGAGUGGGGAAGCUUGCCGAUCUAGUCAUCUUCGACGGAACCAGCCCGGGGAUGGUGUGCGCGAGUGAGCAGGACCCGGUUGCAGCUAUUGUCCUUCACUCGUCAAUUCGUGAUAUCGAUACCGUCAUUGUCGACGGUCAGGUGCGUAAGAAUAAUGGUCGACUGGCACCCGUGGAGAUAAGCCCGUCGUUCUCGGAGGUCCAUAUACCUAAGCAAAAGGUGGAAUGGGGUCAUGUGGCGCAGAAACUGAUUGCCAGUCGGCAGAGCAUCGAGGAAGCCAGGGUCAAGACUGGUGCCACUGACUUGGAUUCCAUGGUUUCAGCAUCGCUCAAGCUAUUUCACGCGGAUCAGGCACGGUUUGUAUGA